Messenger RNA from Enhydra lutris kenyoni (northern sea otter), 2397 nucleotides. Its product is annotated as nucleoporin 43. NCBI's taxonomy places the organism in Eukaryota, Metazoa, Chordata, Mammalia, Carnivora, Mustelidae. The record is from RefSeq and is a predicted model, not a curated record. Bases 50 to 1192 code for a protein of 380 amino acids. Gene Ontology annotation, cellular component: nuclear pore outer ring. The transcript has 8 exons. Gene Ontology annotation, molecular function: protein binding.
UCAGAGGCGCGCGCUGUGUUCUGGCUGUACCUGUCUCAGUUGGUUUGCAAUGGAGGACAUUUAUGCUAAGUUUGUGUCUCAGAAAAUCAGCAAAACCCGCUGGCGACCGGUACCUCCGGGAAGCCUGCAGACCGCGGAUACCUUCGCUGCGGGCUCUUGGGACAAUGAGGAAAAUUAUGUUUCACUGUGGUCUAUUGGAGAUUUUGGGAACUUGGACUCUGAUGGAGGGUUUGAAGGAGACCAUCAGUUAUUGUGUGAUAUCAGACACCAUGGCGAUGUAAUGGAUUUACAGUUUUUUGACCAGGAAAGAAUUGUAGCAGCUUCAUCAACAGGAUGUGUAACAGUUUUCCUUCACCAUCCAAAUAACCAGACUCUGUCAGUCAGCCAGCAGUGGACAGCCGCUCACUACCACACAGGUCCAGGCAGUCCUUCCUGUGGCAGUGCACCAUGCACAGGUAUUGUGUGCAGCAACCCCGAAAUUGUCACCGUUGGAGAAGAUGGUCGGAUAAAUCUCUUCAGAGCCGAUCACAAGGAGGCGGUGAGAACCAUAGACAAUGCAGAUAGCAGUACACUCCAUGCUGUAACCUUCCUUCGAACUCCUGAGAUUCUUACAGUAAAUUCAAUUGGGCAGUUAAAAAUAUGGGAUUUCAGAAAACAAGGAAAUGAGCCCUCUCAGAUAUUAUCACUGACUGGUGACCGAGUACCCCUCCACUGUGUUGAUAGACAUCCCAACCAGCAGCAUGUUGUAGCUACUGGUGGCCAGGAUGGAAUGCUGAGUAUUUGGGAUGUUAGACAAGGCACUAUGCCUGUGUCUCUGCUGAAGGCUCAUGAAGCUGAAAUGUGGGAAGUUCACUUUCACCCGUCCAACCCAGAUCAUCUAUUUACUUGUUCUGAGGACGGAUCCCUCUGGCAUUGGGAUGCCUCCACAGAUGUACCUGAAAAAUCAUCACUGUUUAACCAAGGAGGAAGAAAUAGUACUUUUUUGUCUCACAGCAUUAGUAACCAGGCUAGUGUUCACCAGUCUCUUAUAAGCUCCUGGCUCAGCACUGAUCCCGCAAAAGACCGUAUUGAAAUCACAAGCUUGCUUCCCAGUAGGACCUUGUCUGUGAACAGUUUGGAUGUUUUAGGUCCUUGUCUUGUUUGUGGAACUGAUUCAGAAGCAAUUUAUGUUACUAGACAACUUUUUUCAUGAAAAUACUGUCAUUACAAGAUUUCAGGUAAAGCAUAUUGUUAGCCUUUCGAAGUACAACUUCUCUGGAGAUUUUUAUUAUUGGAAAAUGUGAAAUUUGCAAAGGAAGCUUCAGUAAACCAUUGGUAAUAUCGAUGCCUCGUUUGGCUUUUGUCAGUUGAAUGUUCCCACAGUUUCAGAGUCAGAGAGAAUGCUGAUGGUGAGAGAAUUGGAAUCUGUGGAAGAAUAUCAGAGGGAUCCUUUUGUUGAUGUAGACGUUGCCUUCAAACAGGCUAUUCUUUUUGAUGUUGGGGGAAUUCAUAAUUUUCUCAAACCACUAACAGGUUCCUAUUUUUAAUGACACUAUGGUGGCUAUUACCCCUCCCUGGUGGCCCAGGCCAAUGUUAAUGUUUAUCCUUUUUAUGGUAGAUAUUUUCUUGAAUCUUCCCACAUUUUAUUUCCUUAAUAAGUUUAAUAAACUUCAUAAAGAAUUGAGUAAAAAUGACAAGCUUUUGUAAAAGUGUUCACAUUUUUUUAAAGGUUUUGUUUUUAAAGAAAAGUGUUUUGACAGGUUCCUCUGUUAGAGUAGAUUUGAACAGAACUUUCAACUGCUUAGACCCAAAUUCAUUUUUCUUGAAAAAGGAAAAGUACAUUUUUCCUAAGGAUUUUUGCUUUUAUUUAGUUUUAAAAGAUAGUUCAAAUGCUGAACUGGAUGUUGUGCAAUAAAGUAGAAUUUGAUAUUAAUAAGAGAGCUGACUUCCAAACUAAAAAUUGAUAGAUAACAUGUAUGAGAUGAGUAUGAUGAUAUGGUAAGAGUAGAGAAUUUUGCUGUCUUUGUCCUUAUCUACUGUGUUAAUGAUAAUCUAACCUGUAGGUGUUUUGUUUAUUUUUUAAUAUAGUUGACACGGUGUUACAUUAGUUUCAGGUUAAUGUGUCGUGCUUAAAAACAAUGUUGUGGCAUUGUCUUUCUAAAGUUAGUUAAAUGUUAUUGAACGUGAAGACCUUAAUGACAAAUCACUGUUAUUAUGCUAUUAAAGUGUGUAUUCAUUUACAUUAUUAUUAUUCAUUUUUAUUAAUUCCAGUGAUAGUAAUUAUGGUAAAGUUUUGUUUUUCUGUCCUAAUAAAUACGGUCAAUUCUUUUAUGCCACCUUACCUCGGGGGAUUUUGGCUUGGGCAUUUUUGUCAGCAUUUUUAAAUGGAAUACAUAUAUGCAAUCUGCUUUUUUAUAU